UGUGUGUGUGUGUGUAUUAGAUAUUAGCCUGCUCUGAAGGUGGUCAAUAAUAUUGGAUGUUUCUCAGGAACAGUCAGAUCAUAGGGGAUCUUAGUAAGCUCUUAUCUUCCCUGCUUGCACUUGCUAUAAAUGGCCUGAUCUGAGGCUAAUUUGGUGGCUUGUUUUUCAGUCUAAACAGUUGCUGCUUUUGUACUCAUUUCUGGAAGCUGAAGUCUUGUGGGGUCUAUUGAACACACUGACCCACCCGCACUUUGAGUUGCAAUUACACAAAGCGCCUAUACAGUAUAACGGAGGACAAAAUACAUGUUUAUGCUUACACAAUUGUUGUUUUGCGAAACUAAGAUAUGAAGUAAUAAAAAUAAGACCACUUUUGGCAUUCUCAAAACGAGACUUAAUAGAUGAAAGCAAUGACGGAAUGAGGCGUAAUUUUUAUUUUUUACUGAGCACAGUCUAAAUACUCAUGCAACUGAAGUAACUAUCGAUUAAUGGUAAUCAAAUGUAUUACUUACUUCCCCUUACUACUGGAAUAACAGGGCUUGUUUAGGAAUUUUUUAGAUAAAAUAUUUUUAGAAUAUUUUCUAAAAUUUUCUUUUCAAAUGUAGCGGCAAAGGGAUGCGCAAAUUCUAGUGUCCAAAUCACGUGUCUGUCUUUUCGUUUGCAUGGCUAAUGGGAGGAGUUACGGGUUUCGACCCUUUAUAGAACAACGAGUGUCACCGUGUGUGUUUCAAUUGAAGAUGCUACGAUUUGCAUAUUUGGAUUCUGCGUAAUGAAAUAUUUUAAUAUUACAUUGUUAUCUGAACUUCAUGAACAAAAAACCGGUACUCGAAUGAUUAAUGGAAGCUAAACCAACUUUAUUCGAGGCUCACAGAAAAACCGAAGGCGACACUGCGGUCGGAUUUUGAUUUGAAGUAUGUUCAUGAAUUCGCUAAGGGUCUAUAGCAAAUGCACUGAAACGCCACAGGAGAAUUUGUCAGUGGUUGAGGAAAAUAAUCUGAAAGGAGACAGCAGAGUCGUGGAGGACUCGUUAUGUCAAGUCUUGAAUAUUUUUGAAAAAGAACUACUGAUCCCACUGUCUCGUGUGCCCGUGUGCCAGUUGAAAAUUGCGCCUUGCAGCGCACAACUAUUGCCGGGAAAUCAAGUGAAGAAGGGUCCAAAUAGUCAAAACGCACUUUUCCAUGCUGGAAGAUAAGGACAUGAAUGACACCUCGUAUCAUAAUCUCAUGAUGAAACACCUGGAGCACAAUCCUUUGAUGUAUAGCUUGGAUAACAUCACCAACGUCUCCCUGGGUGACCAGAACAUUACGGAAUGCGCCCAAGUUAUGAUCCCGCACGAGGUCUUUCUGACGUUGGGUUUAAUAAGCCUGGUUGAGAACAUUUUAGUUGUGCUUGCAAUCAUCAAAAACCGGAAUCUGCAUUCCCCAAUGUACUAUUUCAUAUGUUGCCUGGCAGUCUCUGACAUGUUAGUGAGCGUCAGCAACGUGGUGGAAACGAUGUUCAUGUUGCUGACAGAGCACGGAUUGCUGGUUGUCACGCCGCAUAUGAUGAAGCACCUGGAUAAUGUCAUUGACAUCAUGAUCUGCAGUUCGGUGGUGUCUUCCCUGUCCUUCCUUAGCACCAUCGCCGCUGAUCGCUACAUCACCAUUUUUUACGCAUUACGCUACCACAGCAUCAUGACAACCCAGCGAGCGGUGACCGUCAUUGUGAUUAUUUGGUUGGCCAGUACCAUCUCCAGCACUCUUUUCAUUGUCUACUACACGGACAAUGCCGUUAUCGUAUGUCUCGUGACGUUCUUCUGCAUCACUUUGGUUUUCACUGCAGUCCUUUAUCUGCACAUGUUCGUUCUUGCCCACGUCCACUCCAGGCGCAUAAUCGCAUUCAACAAGAGCCGCCGCCAGGCCACCAGCAUGAAAGGAGCGAUCACUCUGACCAUCCUACUCGGCGUUUUCAUCAUCUGCUGGGGUCCCUUCUUCCUCCAUCUCAUCCUCAUCCUCACCUGUCCCAAAAGUCCGUACUGCACCUGCUUUUUUAGCCAUUUCAACUUGUUUUUAAUUUUGAUCAUCUGCAACUCGCUCAUAGACCCUCUGAUUUACGCGUACAGGAGUCAGGAGCUGCGCAAGACAUUGAAGGAGCUCGUGCUCUGUUCCUGGUGCUUCUAACGCAAGGCAAUCCGAAGAUAAACAUUUUUAUAGCUAUAUCGCCUGGCUGCAGCAGGGUGCAUUAUGCUGUUCCAGCAAUUAUUUUUGCCUUUACCAGAAGGCUAACGUAAACUGGAAUACGCUUACUGGCAAAAUUGAACGACAGAUUAAAUGGUAAUUUGGAGACUGGUACACAAGAUAAACUUUGGUGAAAAAAAUGUUUCUGCGAGGAAGUCACCAUAACUUAGAAUUUAUGAACAAAAAAACUGGUCAAAAGAGUACGUUAUGAAAUCCUAUUAAUUGUGUUAUUUUCCAUAUAUUGCUCAUUUAGCAGUUUUGUUUUUGCUGAGUUCGAUUUGAUAUUUACAAUGUAUGUGAAUGUUAUUGCUGUAUAAUAAAUGUGUUUCUUCAACCAAUA
Molecule: messenger RNA, 2553 nt
Organism: Anguilla anguilla (European eel)
Lineage: Eukaryota; Metazoa; Chordata; Actinopteri; Anguilliformes; Anguillidae
Gene: mc1r
Product: melanocortin 1 receptor
Exons: 2
Coding region: 1176-2156 (326 amino acids)
Biological process (GO): G protein-coupled receptor signaling pathway
Cellular component (GO): membrane
Molecular function (GO): melanocyte-stimulating hormone receptor activity
Source: RefSeq, a predicted model, not a curated record